CCCAAGAAGGCGUGUGCUUCCCGGCCGUCCUGCUGGUGCGAGCAAUGGAGGGGGUGACUGUGGGCCAGGUAUUUGAUGCCGAAUGCAUCCUCAGCAAGCGGCCGAGAAAGGGCAAGUUCGAGUAUCUUGUCAAGUGGAGAGGGUGGUCGUCCAAGCACAAUAGUUGGGAGCCGGAGGAGAAUAUUUUGGACCCGAGGUUACUCGCGGCCUUUCACAAAAGGGAACAAGAGCGAGAACUUUUGUACCAGACGAAAGGAAAGAGGCCGAGAGGACGACCGCGCAAGUUUCCGCUUCCCGUUUCACCCGCCGCCAAAGACAGCCGUUCGUCUUCGUCGUCGUUCUCCGGCGCGUCUUCGUCAGUGGCCUCGUCGUCCGAGGAAGACGACGAGGCCGAGCGCGACCGCAAGAAGGCCAAGGCUUCGGCGGCGGGCCCUCGGCUGCACCCCGCCCCCCAGAGGAGGCCUCAGAUUCUCCCCGCCAAAGCCGAAGGCCAUCGCAAGAAGCGCGGCCGGAAGCCUCUUCACGCCAACGUCGGCGCUUUGAGGCCGGCCAAAAGCAGGACGCCGCCUUUGCCUUCGGCGCCGAGCCAUCACCAGCUGCUGCCGGGCUUCCUACGCAAGUAUGGAAAGGUGGAGCCCCGGCCGGGGAUCAAGAAGCCGCUGCAGCCGGCAAGCUUUACCUACACCGGACUCAGCCGGACCGCCAGAGAGCACCACGCCGACGCGCAGAGCUCCGUUUUCUCCCAGGUGUCGGCGGCGUCUAAAGGGGGCUGCGUUUGGAACCGCCCGGCGCCCGCCUCCUCGCCCUCCCUCAGCAAAGCCGGCGGCUCGCCGCAAAGGAAGGCGUCGCACGGCGAGCCGAAACGCGCCGCGUCGGGCAGCGGCGGCCGUGGCGACGCCCUCAAAGGGAUGCCGCCCCCACUGAGACCCGCCUUCGGGGGCGGCCCGACGGCGGUGCAGCGCCCCGCGCCGACUCCGAGGAGGCAGGACGGCCACGGAGGUUACACGGCUUUGGUGCAACACAAGCGAGCGCUCGCCAAGACGCCUUCGUCAUCCUCGCCGCGGCCGAGCAAUCAGACGCUCGGCCUGCGAGCGCUCAACCAGCAGAACGUCACCAAGACGCCGCCGGCGGGCCAUCAGGGCAACAGCGGCGCGGCCGUGCGCUCCAGCUCACGGAGCGGCAGCCUGGUGGUCAUCAGAGACACUUGCGUCACCCCCGCCGGGCAGCGUCCGGUCCUGCCUGCAGGGGGCGGCGCGGAGAAGGCCAGGAAGGAUCCGGCGGGCGGCGGGCGGCGGGACGAGCGCAAGUCCGGCCGCGGCCUCAACGAUCUCAGCACCGGCGACUCGGAGGACAGCAGCGGCGGCGAAUGGGAACGGGACGCCGCCUCGUAUCCCGCCGACGGCCGGCCCAGCCUCGGCGACGCCGCCACCGAGUCGGACACUGAGACGGACUGGCGGCCCACGCGGAACCUUCUGGAGCAGGUGUUUGUCACCGACGUCACUGCCAACUUCAUCACCGUCACCGUCAAGGAGUCGCCCACCAGCGUCGGCUUCUUCAACCCUCGCAACCACUAGCCGCUCUCGCGCUGCCCGCCACGGCCAACUCGCUAGCGAUGCGAGCAAACCCCAGCUUGACUCUACCGUUCCGUUUCCGAUGCGCCAAGUUGUCCGGGAGGGCAGCGUGAAACGGGCCACUGAGGGAACGGCGGCCGGGAUGCCAAAUCUUCCACCGUGGACAUUAUUUUUCUUGUUGUUGUUGUUGUUGUUGUUUUAUUUCCUGUUCAAGGUGACAAAACAGGAAGUCGUCAGUGCCUCAGGUUCCGGUCCACAAUGUUACAAAAACAAAACCCGUGCUCGGUAAUUUGGACAUUUGACUGUUUUGUGUGUUUGGACCAAAGGUGCUAUGAAUGUUAUUUAAUAAUUUCCUGAACAGUAUUCCACACACAUGAUUGAUCCUUUAAUUUAUACUGUAAAUCUCUUUCUAUUCACCUCAA
Molecule: messenger RNA, 1993 nt
Organism: Hippocampus zosterae (dwarf seahorse)
Lineage: Eukaryota; Metazoa; Chordata; Actinopteri; Syngnathiformes; Syngnathidae
Product: chromobox protein homolog 2-like
Exons: 6
Coding region: 45-1574 (509 amino acids)
Biological process (GO): negative regulation of transcription by RNA polymerase II
Cellular component (GO): heterochromatin; PRC1 complex
Source: RefSeq, a predicted model, not a curated record